Hippoglossus stenolepis (Pacific halibut) is the source of this 1528-nucleotide messenger RNA. It is a transcript of the gene hoxb6a, whose product is annotated as homeobox B6a. The coding region runs from base 672 to 1526 and encodes 284 amino acids. Gene Ontology annotation, molecular function: RNA polymerase II cis-regulatory region sequence-specific DNA binding; DNA-binding transcription factor activity, RNA polymerase II-specific. The record is from RefSeq and is a predicted model, not a curated record. Gene Ontology annotation, biological process: anterior/posterior pattern specification; regulation of transcription by RNA polymerase II. Gene Ontology annotation, cellular component: nucleus. Lineage: Eukaryota; Metazoa; Chordata; Actinopteri; Pleuronectiformes; Pleuronectidae. The transcript has 2 exons.
CACACACACACACACUCACACACACACACACACACACACACACACACACACACACACACACACACACACACACACACACACACACGCACACUUCCUCUCGCCAGCGAAAGGAAAAGGGGCGAACGAAUGCCAGACACAGAAGCUCUCUAUUGGUCAGUGUGAGGUCAGCUGUUCUCUACCUCCCCCGUAACAUCCCUCGUCACCCCAUCCCGUCCUCUGCACGCACACACACACACACACAAACACGCUCUCUCUCUCUCUCUGUCUCUCUCUGUCUCUCUCGCUCUCUCGCUCUGUCCCACACUGGCACUCAGCCACCCAGAUACACCCCCACCCCACCCCCCCCCUGUCGUCUCACCCUCAGCCUCCUCACCCCCUCCUCCCGAUCUGUGAUAAACUAAGUGAUAGCAGCAGCCCGUCGGACUGUCGGCUAUAAAACACAACAAAUCAUAAAGUGCAGGCAGGGGAAGGCAGAAGCAGGAGGAAGGGAGGGAGAACCGUUAGCCUUUAGCAGUUAGCCUACUCCUCCUUCUUCUGCUCCUUCAGCGCGUCAACGUUGUUGUUGUGUUUGUUUCGUUGCCUCCCGUCCUCCCCUCUCCUCUUCGUCUCCUCUUCUUCUCCUCUUCUCCUCUUUUUCACCUCCUUUCUCUCGUCUCCUGCACUUUCUCCCGAUGAGCUCCUAUUUUGUCAACUCCUCUUUCCCGGUGACGCUACCGGGGACGGGUGGAGGCGCACAGUCGGCGGAGUCGUUCCUUGGUCAGAUCCCGCUCUACUCGUCGGGAUACGCCGCGGACCACCCGCUCAGACACUACCCGGGCGCCGCGGCCGUCACCGCAGCCGCGGCGGUGGCUUACGGCGCGAGCGGCGGCGUUCACCAGGAGAAAGCGUACCAGGCGUCCAGCUACUACCAGCAGGCGGCCAGCGGAGUGUAUGGCGGGCACCGGGCGGCGGCGGCGGUGGGGGUCGGAGUAGGGGGUGCGACCGGAGCCGGUGGCUGCGACUACGCCACGGCGGCUGCGGCGGCUGCGGCUGCCGCGGCGGCCACGAGCUUCUACCGGGACAAGGAGCAUCAGUGCAGCCUGGAGGAGCACCAGCUCGCGCUGAGCCAGGAGGGCAUGCACCGUAAAGCGGAGUGCGCGGGGCUGAGUGGGAAGGGGCUGUUCGGUGAAACGAUGGACGACAAGCACGCGGCGUCAACCCCAAUUUAUCCGUGGAUGCAGCGGAUGAACGCGUGCAACGGGACCUUCGGUAGCCCCGGCAGGCGCGGCCGGCAGACGUACACCCGCUACCAGACCCUGGAGCUGGAGAAGGAGUUCCACUACAACCGGUACCUGACGCGGCGGCGGCGCAUCGAGAUCGCGCACGCGCUCUGUCUCACGGAGCGGCAGAUCAAGAUCUGGUUCCAGAACCGGAGGAUGAAGUGGAAGAAGGAGAACAAGCUGAUCAACUCCAACUCCUCUUCCUCCUCCUCGUCCUCUUCCUCCACGGUGAACGGGGCCGAAGAAGAGGAGAAACGGACGGAAUGAAA